GUGUGUCCCGGAAGUGAAAGCGGAGGACUGAUGUGUGUCUGGAGUGCAGGAAUCUGUCGGUAACGUUUGUGUUGAGCUCUCCUGCGUGAGAAAAUGGACACGUUAAACAAACUGAAACAAUUUGACGCUUAUCCCAAAACUUUGGAGGAUUUCCGAGUGAAGACGUGGGGAGGAGCGACCGUGACCAUCAUCAGCGGUGUCAUCAUGUUAAUCCUGUUUGUCUCCGAGCUGCAGUACUAUCUGACUAAAGAGGUUCACCCUGAGCUGUACGUCGACACGUCGCGAGGAGACAAACUGAAAAUUAACAUCGACAUAAUGUUUCCUCACAUGCCCUGCGCCUAUCUCAGUAUAGAUGCAAUGGACGUGGCCGGCGAGCAGCAGUUGGACGUUGAACACAAUCUGUUCAAACAGAGGCUGGACAAAGACCUUAAACCUGUCACCCUUGAGGCAGAGAAACAUGAACUCGGUAUGGCUGAUGAUGGCGAAGUGUUUGACCCCAGUACACUGGACCCAAACAGAUGUGAGAGCUGCUACGGAGCUGAGACUGAAGACCUCAAAUGCUGUAACACCUGCGAUGACGUGCGGGAGGCGUACCGGCGGCGAGGCUGGGCGUUCAAGAGCGCCGACACCAUCGAGCAGUGUAAAAGGGAGGGCUUCACACAUAAGAUGCAGGAGCAAAAGAACGAAGGCUGCCAGGUUUACGGCUUCCUGGAGGUCAACAAGGUUGCAGGAAAUUUCCACUUCGCACCAGGAAAAAGUUUCCAGCAGUCUCAUGUUCACGUUCACGCUGUGGAAAUACACGACCUGCAGAGUUUCGGCUUAGACAACAUUAACAUGACCCAUCUGAUAAAACACCUGUCGUUUGGUAAAGAUUACCCCGGCAUCGUUAACCCUCUGGACGAGACAGACGUCACAGCGCCACAAGCAUCAAUGAUGUACCAGUAUUUUGUGAAAAUCGUUCCCACCAUCUACGUGAAAACUGAUGGAGAGGUGGUAAAAACAAACCAGUUCUCAGUCACCAGGCACGAGAAAGUAGCCAACGGGCUAAUAGGAGAUCAGGGGCUGCCGGGCGUGUUUGUUUUAUAUGAGCUGUCACCCAUGAUGGUUAAAUUCACAGAGAAACACAGAUCGUUCACACACUUUUUAACAGGAGUUUGUGCCAUUAUCGGAGGUGUAUUUACAGUUGCCGGUCUGAUCGACUCGCUCAUCUACCACUCGGCUCGGGUCAUCCAGAAGAAGAUAGAGCUGGGCAAGGCGUCCUAACAGCGCCUCCUCUGCCCCCCCCCCCCCCCCCCGCUGGCCUCCACGGUGCAACACAGACCAAGACACGGACACAGAGACAGAAAGAAGAGGGACAGACAGACCGAGGGGGAAGUGUGGAAACAGAAUCAAGCAGUUUGUUUUCCUUCAGUCUUUCUGUCUUCUGUCAGAUUGAAUGAGAGAAUGACAGAGAGAGACGGAGAGGUUUUAAAUCAGCCAAGGCUUUAAUUCCUCUGUCUCUCUUUUCGUGGUGGAAAAGCACUGGAGAGGAACUUGUGGGCCUUUUUUGUUUGGAAUUUCACUCUCCCACUGUUAAAUUCAAUGCCAACAGGACAGAGUCAGAAUCAGACAUCGACUUUUUGAGAUUGAACUCGAGCGGACCAGGGGACGCCUCGUUAAUUCAGACCCAGCCUCUAGAAGCUUCUUCGUGGAGAGAGGGAACUUCCUUUCCCUCGCUCCUGUUUACGCCCCGCUUCGGCAUCGGUCAGCACCCAGUUCGCCUCGCUGAAUGUUUGUGGUUGAGCCUUCGCUCCAGAGGGGCGAGGAUGAGAGGGCACAGAGGUUUUUUAAAGGAAUACAUCACCCAAAAUCUUUAGUUUUUCUUAUCACCUGGACUGAUUAAAAACAUGUUUGUACUCUUAUCUUUAAGCAGAAUCACAGAAAGCGCGAUAGGACCUUAAUAAUGUUUCCUCAUUAUUACAAGACAGUUACUUUGUGAUCUCAAUGUAGUAACAUUUAUUGAGAUCACAAGUUGAUUGUUUGGGUUUUAAGGAUAAGUCUGCUGAUAUUUUAUACUUUUCUUAUUGUCAACAAAUCCCAUGAAAAAACCCACCAGAGAAUUGAUCCAGAGCCAGAUUUCUCUUAUUCCUCUGACAUCGAGCUCCACUGUUGUCCAAAAACACUGUUAAACUGGGUGACAUGUCCCUUCAUUACCAUCAACACUAAUACAAGUACAGUCACCACAUACACCGUCCUGCUGCUGGAGACACUCACUACAGCACCAAACAUAGAUCAAUCCGCAGCUCAAAGUAGUUCCCAAUAAAUGCACUAUUCCCUCCUAAAAACUACAGUGAGCAGCUGUUUAAGAAAAACAUCCCGAACAUCUUCAGAAGGAACCAGUGAGCUUGAGAACAUUGCUGGUUUCGGUCUUUUCAUGGGAUGUGUGUGUGUGUGUGUGUUGCCUGCCAUCUUCUUUAAGUUCUCUCCACACACACUCUUUAUGUACGUUUUGUCACGUUUGGGUUUACUUGAUCUAUACAGUAACCUUGAAUAAAACUCCAGUCCCUCAGAUAAAGACAAGUGUUCAAGCAGGAUCUGAAAGGAGCUUAAGAACCAGCUCGAUAUCGUGUUUCUGUUGUGAAACUGAGUCUCUGACAAACUGAGGAGAAACUGUUCCCUUUGAAUGUGAGGAAGUAACCAUCCGGGAGUUGUGAGCAGUUGAAACGAAAGAUUUUGGGUGACGUUUCCAUAAAGACAUGUACGAGAAAUGGUGGUUUUAAGACUGAAUAGGUGACUAAUUGAUUUGACACAAUCAGAAGCUGAUGGAAGUCCUGCAGUGUGAAUGGAGCCAGACAUUUAACAAGCCAAAUUCCUUCAGUGUUUUAAGCGUCAGUUGAGGUAAAACCGACGAGCCGCAGCCAAAAUGUGGGUCAGUUUCUUUCGUCCCCCAGCUUUAACUUCGGCUCGUUCAACUCGGAAUAUGAACAUGAACCCCGAUCAGAAAAAUCACUGUGAUUUCAGUGACACAGCUUUCAGCCCUGCUUUUCUUCCUCCCCUGUCCUCUGCGUCCAUCCUCCCUUUUCCUGACACCCAAUGUUUUAAAUUGAUUGCCACCAGAUAAUUGAAUGCAAAUUCCGGCCCUGUUUUAGGGGAAGUUACCUCCCUAACUGACAAAAUGACCCUUGGACUGACCCUUCCUUUAAUGUGUUCAUGCGGCGAUUUGGAAAUGAACUCUUGCUUUGAUUUUACCUCUUUUCGUUGUGUAUUCAGGAGUGUAAAUACUGUACAGACACAUCCAGCACUGCCUCAGAGGAAGGAGGGAAAACGACUAAACGCUAUAUGAAUCCUACCAGAUCGAGUGUUGCACUGCACUGUGUCAGUGUUAAAAACACAUUCAGAUUAAGUUGAUGAGAUUUUUUUUUUUUUUUAAUAUAGGGAAAAGGGCUGCUUCUAUUCUGCUUCUUUCUUUCUUUCUUUGGGAUAAUGGAACACAAUCUGCCCUUUUUAGACUGCUGUUAAACGAUAUGCUAAUGGAUUGUUUUUUUCUUUGCUUUUUUUUUAAUUUGGUCUGUGGGAGUUGGGGAAUGUUAAAGAACCAUAACACAACCAGUUGUUUCAGAUGAUGGUGCUCCUCCUGUGGCCCUGUGAUACUCAGAAGUGUUAUUCCCAUCCAGAAGCUGUCGGCUAAUGACAGGGGCCGACAGGGAGGCAGCAGGAAGCUCCAGACCACAAGAAGACAGUGUGUAAACGUGGGGUUGACUCUGACUUUCUUCCUGACUCACGUGUUGAGUCACCAUGUGAGACCCAGAUGUUUCUGCCGGUUUGAUCUUCGCCCCUCUGUGUUUAUUUUUAGCCGAUGUCGACCGUCCUGAGUGUUAGACAGACAGAAACACAGACCCAGCCGGGUGAGAUUGUUGGUUAAAAGGAAUUUUUCCAAAAACUACCACACAGAUGUUUGGCAUUUUCUGACCCAUUCAUUACAAAUCAAACAUAGUUUAUAUUUACCAUCUAUUUUACAGAUCGGGAUUCCAAAGUUAGCUUUUUCUUUUUCAAUUAUUGAGGUGUUCAAGGACGAUUGGAAAUCCAAAAUGUCAGAGUCUACUGAUAACAGUCAGUUUUGCAUCAGUGCAGUCCACACUGUCGGUCUGUCUAAUACCAAAUGCCACUGGUGCUUUUCUCAGUUAGCUCUGGAGCAAAUGGGACUGCAAGUUAUUUUUAUGAUGCAUUAAUCUUAUAUAAUAUAUCAAAUGUCAGAUGAGGUUGUAAAUAAGCCCCUCACAAGGUCCCAGAGCCCAAGGUGACAAUGUCGUUAGUGGACCAACUGCUCAAAACCCAAAGAUAUUCAGGUAUAAAGAUAUAAAAAGAAGAGCAACACAUCUCCACAUUUGGGACUUUUUUUUUUCUUUUAAAAAUGAAAAAAGUGAAUUAUCGAAAUAGUUGUACACUGUUCCAAAUGACAGCUCUCUGGUGUUGCUUUUUGUCAGUAAGACUGGAAACAAAAGGUUGGUCAUUCAAUAAUUGGAGCUUGUUCUUCCUGGAAAGAAAGAAGAAAAAGAGAAAGAAAAAAGCAGUUGAAAGUGCUGAAAUGACAGAAUUAAAAAUGUAUAUCUUUAAACAAAAGAUCUGGCUAAAACAUGCAAAACCUGGUGGUCCACACUUCACUCUACUAAUCACCUGUCAGUCAAAGGCAGCAGGACGUGUUUUGAUGAGUUUCUCCACGUGUGGCUCUUUUCUGUGUGUGUGUGUGGUAGAUCACCAUGUCCCAGUUCUUCUGUUUCUGUCUGUCUAAACAGAAAACAACAAAAAAAACAACUCACUUCCUGCCCACUUGAAGAUUAUAUCCUGGAAAUGAUGUACAUUUAUUCUAAAUAUGUCACAGGUUAUUACUUAAAAUACAAAAUCUCACACACUUAGACCUUGCAGCACUGAACCAAACCUCUUUUUUUUUUUUUAAUGGUUUUAACAACACUUAACUUCAGUUAGACUCCUGUAGAUUCACUCGGGUGACAAAUACAGUAUGUAGGAGCAGCUUAUGUCAUCAUGAUGUCGGUCCAGUGGGACCGAGACUGAAGCUCAUGUGACUGUUGCAGGUCACAUUAACAAGUAUAAGAGUAUUAUGGUUGUAAAGAGACACAAACUGUCCAAUAUUUCUUCUUUCUCUGUGUUCAAAUGGUUUCUGAACUCUGGAUGGUGCAGUUGGAUCACGAUGAGUCCUGAUGAGUCUGUUCUUGAUGGUUGGUCGUUGCACCUUUUAACAUCUAAAUCAGGGGCAGGGGUUGUGUGUGCGUGUGUGUUCUGAUGCCAGUUGCUGUGUGUGUGUGUGUGUGUGUGUGUGUGUGUGUGUGUGGGUGGAUGAGUGUGAGAGAGAAAUGUAUUUAUAUUUUGAUUGUCCUCAAACAGUUUUUAAAAUGACAGAAAAUAAAUGUUAAAUACACAA
Dicentrarchus labrax (European seabass) is the source of this 5416-nucleotide messenger RNA. It is a transcript of the gene ergic3, whose product is annotated as ERGIC and golgi 3. The transcript has 14 exons. Gene Ontology annotation, biological process: endoplasmic reticulum to Golgi vesicle-mediated transport; retrograde vesicle-mediated transport, Golgi to endoplasmic reticulum. NCBI's taxonomy places the organism in Eukaryota, Metazoa, Chordata, Actinopteri, Moronidae. The record is from RefSeq and is a predicted model, not a curated record. Gene Ontology annotation, cellular component: COPII-coated ER to Golgi transport vesicle; endoplasmic reticulum; Golgi membrane. The coding region runs from base 94 to 1263 and encodes 389 amino acids.